Elephantulus edwardii (Cape elephant shrew) is the source of this 567-nucleotide messenger RNA. Its product is annotated as 40S ribosomal protein S18-like. Gene Ontology annotation, cellular component: ribosome; cytosol; small ribosomal subunit. The transcript is spliced from 2 exons. Gene Ontology annotation, biological process: translation. NCBI's taxonomy places the organism in Eukaryota, Metazoa, Chordata, Mammalia, Macroscelidea, Macroscelididae. Bases 1 to 567 code for a protein of 188 amino acids. Gene Ontology annotation, molecular function: RNA binding; structural constituent of ribosome. The record is from RefSeq and is a predicted model, not a curated record.
AUGGCUGAAGCAGUCUGUUCAGGAGCCUCUGCCCGUGUUACUGGGCAGCACACACCAGUCUUGCUGCAAAUGACUACUGGCCUACAUGCUGCCGUUGCUGCUGCUGCCAGGUCUCUAGUGAUCCCAGAGAAGUUCCAGCACAUUUUGCGAGUACUCAACACUAACAUGGAUGGGCGGCGGAAAAUAGCCUUUGCCAUCACUGCCAUUAAGGGUGUAGGGCGAAGAUAUGCUCAUGUGGUGUUGAGGAAAGCAGACAUUGACCUCACCAAGAGGGCAGGAGAGCUUACUGAAGAGGAGGUGGAGCGUGUGAUCACCAUUAUGCAGAAUCCACGCCAGUACAAGAUUCCAGACUGGUUCUUGAACAGACAAAAAGAUGUGAAGGAUGGGAAAUACAGUCAGGUUCUGGCCAAUGGUCUGGACAACAAGCUCCGUGAAGACCUGGAGCGACUGAAGAAGAUCCGUGCCCACAGAGGGCUAUGCCACUUUUGGGGCCUUCGAGUUCGAGGCCAGCACACCAAGACCACUGGCUGCCAGGGCCAUGCUGUGGGUGUGUCCAAGAAGAAAUAA